CUUCCGCCGCGAGUCUUUUUCCAACACAAGGUUCCUGGCUGACGGAGCGGUCAGAUAGGCCACAGGCACUAUGGGGUCCGGCUGGAUUUGCGGACGGAAGAUGCGCUGGGGGCUGCCUUUCGGCGGCGCCACGCUGCUCCUGCUGCUCCUCCCGGCGGCCGCGGGGCAGAAUUCUCCCGGAGUGGCUUGUUCCCAGAACACAAACAGGACCUGCCAGGAGUGCCUGAAAAAUGUCUCUUGUCUUUGGUGCAACACCGACAACACGUGCCUGGACUACCCGGUGACAAAAAUCCUGCCGCCUGCUUCUCUUUGUAAGCUGAGCUCCGCACGCUGGGGCGUGUGCUGGGUGAAUUUUGAGGCGUUGAUUAUCGCCAUGUCGGUGAUCGGGGGCCUCAUCCUCCUGGCGGUCGCCGUGUGCUGCUGCUACUGCUGCUGCGGGAAGAAGAAGAGCCGGAAGCCAGACAAAAGCGAGGAGAAGGCCAUGAGGGAGCAGGAGGAGAGGAGGAUACGGCAGGAGGAAAGGAGAGCAGAGAUGAAGUCAAGGCAUGAUGAAAUCAGGAAGAAAUAUGGUCUGUUUAAAAACGAAAACCCCUAUGCCAGAUUCGAAAACAACUAGAGCACGCUUCCUGCCGCGUCGAGCAGUCCCGGAGCCACUCCUGGGGACAGCAGUCUGCCGACCCACCCGGCUGCCCCCUGACCUCGAUGACAUGAGCACGGUGCAGCCGCCCCGAGAACGGUCCUGUCCUUGUCCCAUGAGCUUCUGUGCCCUCUUCUGUUUCUGUAUUUAGUCACUCGAGAUACUAAGCCUGGGAAGGGAAGGAGGUUGCUUUUGUUCCUGCUGUUCAUCUGAGGGGGAGUCGUGCGCCUUUCAUUUCUGGGCCUGCAAGCCGACCGCAGGCGGACAGCCCGCACCACUAACGCCCCUCCUGCCGCGGCAGCGGCGGGCCCUCUUCCCACCCGCCCGCCCGCCCACUAACAAGCCUCACACAGCAACCAGGGGGCGUCGCCCUUACCUGUGACCUGGGGGGGUUGUCCAGUCCCUGGUCUGUCCCCCAAAGCCACAGGGGUGGGUGCACCAGCUCCCACAUGUCAGCGCUGGUGCUUUCUGCAUCAGGCCCUGCGCUGCGGCAGUGACCCUGCCUCCUGCUGCAGUUGCCAUGAAAAGCAUCGAGGAUGAAACUCACUUGAAAUCUUUUUAAAAAUCGUUUCUGGAGUUUAUUUCCCCAUCUAAGAGAUUUCACGGUCCAUGUUGAGACUGCUUAUUGUAUGAUUUUUAAAUUUGUACCUUCACUAGCACAUGAAGAUUCCUGUCCAAUGAAAGCCUGAAUUGUAAGGGGAGUUUUGACACAACCUGCCUAAGGCGGUGGGCGGGCGCUGCCACGCACCAGCACGCAGCUCAGGAGUUGCGUGCUGGUGCGUGAGCUGCCCUGCUCGUUCUCCUUAGCCCCUGUCAGCAGUUGCUGGUCCCGGGUGUAGUCGCGUGUCCUGUGAGGAGCCCUCACGGGGUCUCUGAGACUCUUCCUGCUGUCGGACUGUGUGCCAGCCCGCAGGAGGAAGGCACAUGCCCUGGGCAGCCCCUCUGUGGGGCUCUGCACUGGGAAGUGGGGUGUCCAGGGCCAGCCGGGGGAAUCUCCACACACUACACAGACACACUGGUGGCUGUCCUGCUUAUAGGAUGGCUCCGGCUCUGAGCCACGCUCCUUUGGCUCGGAUGUGUCAUGAGACUUUCCUUUGUAAGUGGCUUCCCAUAAAGUCAUUGGCGGCCUCCAGGUGCCCUCUGGCACCCUGUAUGCCGGUUCCAUUUCUUCCAGAUCAAGAGACGCGGCCUCAGUAAUAGACUGAGCGUGUGGCAGGGACAGCAGCAGACAAUGAAGUGGCGGGGGAGCGGCCUUUCUUAAACCCGAACACACUCCCGCUGCCGGGUCUCUUUGAACUGGAAAAGCAUUCGGCUCCGGGAAAGUAGGCUGGCAGGCACAGAAAGGAAGCCACGCGCUCGCUGUUCACACUCCUGCUGCUCUCGUGCCGACAGACAACGUCCACGCGCAGAUGAGGACGGCCAGAGCGGCUCGCCGGGUCUCUACCGCGGAGAGCCACACCAGGAAUAGCAUUUCCACAAACCGAGAGACUAACCUUGAGCAGCGUCUGUAGUCUUUAUCUCUCUGACUUCUUGGGCAUUUCACAGCAACUUCAAGUAUUACUAAACAUUCCUUAGCAUUUUAAAGCAGCCUUAAAACUUUGACUUAAGAUACAUAGAAGAAACUUUGUAACCCACGUUAACGGAACUUUGUACUUCAUGCAGUAGCUAGUCUGUACGUAAAACCACUCAGAGUAGGUUGCUGAGCUGAAGGUAGGGAUCGUUAAAUGCAGUGACUAAUCUUUCACGAGACAUGGAGCCCUCACCAGGGUGUCUGAAAGGCCAUCCCAGCACAUAUGCUUUUCUCUGAAAUAGUACUGAAAGCAGCUAGAAAUGAUAACCUCAAGAAACCAUACAGUUUGCAGUGCCUUAACUUGUAACCACUUUCUGGUAAAGGAUUGAAUACAUGCUUUUACUGAAUAUA
Messenger RNA from Phyllostomus discolor (pale spear-nosed bat), 2558 nucleotides. RefSeq names its product PTTG1 interacting protein (gene PTTG1IP). The record is from RefSeq and is a predicted model, not a curated record. NCBI's taxonomy places the organism in Eukaryota, Metazoa, Chordata, Mammalia, Chiroptera, Phyllostomidae. Gene Ontology annotation, biological process: protein import into nucleus. Bases 71 to 616 code for a protein of 181 amino acids. Gene Ontology annotation, cellular component: nucleus; cytoplasm. The transcript has 6 exons.